AUGGAAGAGAAGCAGGAGUGCGCGGAGGCAUCGGAGGAUUUUCAGAUCAUCCCAGGAAUGAACAAGCUCCACAAGAACAUUGUGCUUAUCAGCAGCACAAGAGAGUCGGCUGUUGUUCCCUACUAUAUCCUAAGCGAGAGCAGCAUUCUCAAAAAGAUAAUUGACACGCAGAUAUUCAAAGAAUCAAAAGAAGAUGCGAUUGUUCUUCCCAUCUCCUAUCCCUGUCUGAAGAGAAUAGUUGAGUAUCUGUGGUACAAGCACAAAUACCACACAAGCAAGGGAGCGGUGGAAGACUUCAAAAUAGAAGACAGCGAGACUUUAGAUCUGCUCGAAGUUUCUUCUUUUUUGAGGCUGUAA
Nematocida minor is the source of this 357-nucleotide messenger RNA. RefSeq lists its product as uncharacterized. The transcript has a single exon. Lineage: Eukaryota; Fungi; Microsporidia. Bases 1 to 357 code for a protein of 118 amino acids. The record is from RefSeq and is a predicted model, not a curated record.